AUGUCUCGAGCGUUGGACCCAAUCGAGCGCAAGGUAUACGAAUCUGGGAAAGAUGGAGAUUGGUGGAGUCUUGUAAUUGCGUACUGGUUGGAUAUCAACGAAACUCGAAUGGACAUGAUCGUUGAGGGGACUGAAAUUGAUGGCAAGAGGUCCUUAAGUGGAACAGUACUUGGAAAGAAGACCUCUGCAGCUGUCGCCAAGGAGACGGGGAGUCAGGUUCUGCCGAUGAAAUGUCGAUGCGGGUAUGAUACUUUGACUCCACUCGCCAGAUUCCAUGCAAACUUUGAUGCUGUUGCACAGAACCCUGACGAUGAUGGACUUAUCCAGCCGGCUUCAAGGAUUAGUCGAAUACCAUCCCCAGGCAUCUUUCGUUUCUUACAAGGGGUGUUGCUAGCACAACACCGCAUCGAAGGGAUUUUCCUGGAGUCACUUGCCAAGUACAGUAACGUUGAGGUCCAACGCAAUGUAGAGCCAACAAGUAUUACCCACAAACCUAGCGGACCUGAGAAUCAGAGCGCGUACCCAGUCACGGUCAGAAUCGCGCAGGUAGGAACAGAGACAUUAUCGUAUCCAGUCGCAAAGCCUACCAGCAACGGAGCGGUAGAGGUCGAUGGCCAGAACCAAAAGAGGAAGCUCAAUUUUAUCCAUGAGGAGCCAGCAACGAAGGAGGUCAUGAGGCCAAUGAUCAGCCGCGAUGGCCCGCAUCUUGCAACAAAUACACCGCUCGGCCAGCACUUCCUGAGUUUUGCGGUCAUCAACCACUGCGAUGCACGAUCUUGGCACUUUGGCGAACUGCUCAAAGCCGGCGACCUCUUCGCCGUCGUGCUAUUUGCUGGUGGUGUCUCCAAGACCGAUCAAAUUCAUAGGGUACAUAAAUCCGCCGCAGUACUGGCUAAUGUGGUCAUUCCAUUGGUACAAUAUCACAUCAGCGGUGGCGGCCAGCAGGCAAUAUACGACGUCGCUGACAUCCUGACUAUUCAUUCAGCGCCCGGGCAGCAGGUUGAAUACUCCCAGAACUGUUACGCCCCUUCUAUGAGGAGCUUGGUAGUCACAUAUUGCGUAUGUAUCGCUCCAAGGUGUCCUUCAUCUUGA
Letharia columbiana is the source of this 1092-nucleotide messenger RNA. RefSeq lists its product as uncharacterized. The record is from RefSeq and is a predicted model, not a curated record. Lineage: Eukaryota; Fungi; Ascomycota; Lecanoromycetes; Lecanorales; Parmeliaceae. Bases 1 to 1092 code for a protein of 363 amino acids. The transcript has 5 exons.